This is a messenger RNA of Vespa mandarinia (Asian giant hornet), 754 nucleotides long. RefSeq lists its product as uncharacterized. The record is from RefSeq and is a predicted model, not a curated record. Lineage: Eukaryota; Metazoa; Arthropoda; Insecta; Hymenoptera; Vespidae.
ACCAACAUGUACAGCACCGAGAAACUGAAAGUGCUACUCCUGUGCAGCCUGGCUUUAAUGGCCGUGGCCGAGGAGACGAAGAAGAGUGAGUCUAACAUCGAAAAAAAGGAUGAAAAAACGAAGCGUGGCCUAGAACUGAGCCUGGGUAGUCACGGUUUAGGGGGAGGUUUUGGCGGAGGUCAUGGCAUCGGAGGAGGUGGCAUCGGAGGAGGUGGCUUCGGAGGAGGUGGUUUUGGUGGUGGUGGCUUCGGAGGAGGUGAACAGAUCUCGACCGAACAUAUUCCGGCGGUGACAAUAACGAAACAAGUACCUGUCCCUGCACCGUAUCCAGUCGAGGUCGAAAAACAUGUACCUUAUCCGGUAAAAGUACCGGUUAAGGUACCCAUCGAUAGACCGGUUCCCGUACACGUGCCAGCACCUUAUCCGGUAACGGUCGAGAAGCACGUGCCUUAUCCAGUGGAUAAGCCAGUACCUUAUCCCAUCAAGGUACCAGUCAAGGUGCCCGUCAAAGUGCCGUAUCCGGUCAAGGUGCCUGUCAAGGUUCCUUACACUGUGACAAAACCCGUACCUUAUCCCAUUAAAGUCCCAGUCGUCGUAAAAGAACCUUAUCCCGUCGUACUCGAGGAUCAUCACGGAGGUGGCGGUUUCGGCGGUGGAUUUGGCGACGGUGGUUACGGUGGUGGACACGAGCUCGAACUCGGUGGCUACGGUCAUCACUGAGAUCGGGCUGUGAUAUAGCACAACGACCAACAGG